AUGUCGAGACGAUGCAGAAAUCGUUGGCCUUUUCAAGUCCCGGUGCUGUUGCUGGUGUCUAUUCUCGCCAGCACACAGGUAGGUCGAGCUCAGGACGUCGGUUCUCCAAUGACUGUGAAAGCAUCCGGGGCUGUUUCCCGCACUGUCCCUGCACCUGCACCCGUUACAACGACAACAGCCGGCGGCCAGCCGAUGCAAGUUCAAGCAUCAGGGCAAAUCGCACGCAAAGUGGACAACCCUGUCAUCGAAAAACCACCACUGGAUGUAGCUGCUAGUGGAGCUGUCGGUAGACCAAACAACGCCAACGUAGCUGCCCAAGGCGUCGUUGACAGAGUUCCACCUGCAGCUGUUGCAUCGCAGGGAGUCGUAGGUAGAGCGCCACAAGGUGAUACUGUGGCUCAGGGGGUUGUUGGGAGGGAACCCAGUACACUGGCGGCAGCGCAAGGAGCCAUUACUCGAGAACCCUCAGAAGCACCGGUAACCACAGAACCUACAAGUCAACCCACACACGCUCCCACAACGGAAGCACCGGUAACAUCAGAACCUACAAGUCAUCCCACAAACGCUCCCACAACGGAAGAACCAAUCACAUUAGAGCCAACAAGGCUACCAACGAGUUUACCCACCGGUACUACAGCUACAUCAGAACCAACCGAGGUUCCUACCGCAGUCAUGCCGGUGUCAGAGGCUCCGACUACAGCCACGAUCAUUACUAGUGAACCGACGACAACGACCCCAAUUGUCACGAGUCAUGCACCUACGCAAGGUGGAGGCACUAGCGAACCGACGGCAACGACAACAAUUAUCACAAGUGCUGCGCCCACUGAAGGCGCCCUCGCCACGCCCACUACAACCCAACCAACAAUUCAAGAAGAAGAAUCUACAGGAGGGAUCAUGUCUUUCCUGGACAAUAUCAUGGGCGGAGCCCUACAUUCAUCUUCAUCGUCAGAGGAAGCUGCAACGAAUCAAACGGCGGAAUCAGGGCCCUUGGAGGAGGAAGACGAAUCCGUAGAUUCGGAGGAGGAAGCCAUUGAGGCAGAAUCGGAGGAGGAAGUUGAAAUUGAACCUGAUAACCGAGCCGUCAACGAUACCGGGUACCAAAGCAAACAAAACACCGAAUACCGAAACGAGACCAUUGCAUUCGAAGACUUUGAAAGUGGAAAUGAUCACAGCUGGACCAACCAACGUGUUGCAGAAUCAGAGUUCUUCACCAACUUCCUUGGUAGAUUUGGUCAGGCUAUCGACGGAACCAACGCCUUCACAAAUACAUCCAAGACCUACCUUGUACCGCCAGACGCAGAACGCGUCGAGAUCACCUUUGACUUUUACGAAUUGGAUUUGUGGUGUCACUGCGAUCACCUCACCGUGAUGAUCUGUAAUCAGACAGUUGAUAUGGGUGUCUUCUCUGAAAGUGGAGCCUCCAAUCAGUCAGAUAUUACCCAUAAAGGACCACGCAGCAUUGAAUGGUUCCGCCGGGCAGAGAUCCGAAACGCCGAUCUUGGGUUUUCUCAGUUUCGAGAUGGCCUUCAUCACAUGGGACUAAGUGUUCCACGAAGAUGUUACAAGGAAAACGGAGGAUUUUUGGAACUCAAGUUCAACUUGACCAUUGAUGGAGACUUCGAGAUAACUAGCGGCGGAAUUGACAACAUCAACGUGACAGCCUAUGAAAUCCCGCCAGAGGACACAGAUCCACCAACGAUUGCUCCUUCACCCAUGGCGUCAGAGCAGCCAACCCCGCAUUUGUAUCUGGAUAUCUGUGUCUCCGAUGUCAUGUACGAUUACGCUCUGCGACAAACAGUUCACAGAAAGUGCUUUGAUAUGUUUGCCAAAGGAGAACCAGCGGAUGAAAGCGAAAGAGUUGGAGAGGCCUGCGUCGAAGCCAUUGACGACCAAAGUUUCCGAUUGCAAGUUAAACCAAAAGGCACAUGGGAAUUCCAAAAUGCAUCUGCUUGGACUGGCGAGUCCCUGGAUGACGUCCCCCGAGAACCAGGCACCAACCUUCUCAACCAUGAUGGUUUCCAUGCAAGAAGAAGUUGGGGAGAAGGGGAGGAAGAUGACUGGGUCGUCGCUAUGCCCCUGAUGCACGCGCACGAGCAUUGCUAUUCCGGAGUAAGCGAAUUUGCAGACCUGCUGAUUGUCCAUGUCACAGCAUCAGACUCCAGCGAGGGCAACGCGACAUUUUCUCACGAAGCCUAUGCAAAGGAGCACUACUACAAACCUGGUGAUUUCUUCUGGGCUCACCUUGUCUUCAGUUGCCAGUGCGAUCGCGACAUUGAACUUGAGCCAGAGCCCACUGGCGUUCCUUCGCCGAUGCCUUCAAUUAGUCCAACUCUAUUGCCAUCCUCAAGUCCAACAAUGGUGCCAACGUCAGCACCUAGUACCGCUGCACCGACAGAGGAGAAGCUUGAGAAGGGAGUUAGUAAGUGCAUCGCAAGCAAUGAUGGGUCGGGCCGAGAAUGUCAUCCAUUGAUUGGACAGGACGGGACAAGAUUUGGGCGAGUCUGUGUCGAGCUGAUCGAAGAUGAGCAGGACCCCAAUGAUGUUUUGAACGUGACCUACACAGUGUACGACCAGUAUCGCCUGACGAGAAAGUAUCUUUGGGUUGGAGAAGACUCCGAAUCCCAAGUCCCUGUCAUCAGGAGGGAAUUGAGUCAACCUGAGCCCGACCUAGAUGCCUUCCCCCACUACUCUUGCAACUUUCUCGGAACACGGAGUUGGGAGAAGCUAGUCCCUAUUGGACCUCGGUGUCACAAGGCAAAGGACGGCACCGUAAUUCCAUUUUCUUUGGUGGCACAUUCCGAGGUUGCACCGAGCCAACGAGAUGGAACCGUAGCACUAGGAACAAUAGGGGCCAAGGCCUUUGCAAUUGACCACACCCAAGGGAAUGUUGAGGACGACUCUUGGUAUGAGAUUGUGAAUUUCAGAGUUGCCUGUCAAUGCCAAUACAUGAAGGGGUCAAGCGGAUGGAGGAAGUUCGAAGGUGUGCCUGAGAGUCCUACCAAACCCCCGGCACCGAAUCCAACCGAUAACCCCACAACAGCGCCAUCAAUAGCUCCAAGUUAUGCCCCCUCGGUUCGACCCUCCACUACCCCUUCCAAUGCACCAAGUCAGAUGCCCUCUGCUGUUCCGUCAUCCCGUUCUCCAACCCCUGCACCCACCCUCGAGUGCCGUCCUGCUUGGGCAAUGCAGGGAGGUCCUCAUCCAGGGCACUCUCACUGUUUCAAGACAAUCGGGAGCGUCAAAGAGAAGAACGAGACAGUUCCAUAUGGGUGGUACAACGGGGUUUUUCACUUGCACCAACCGGAGCAGCUUACCUUGUUUGCUGAAGCACCCAAUGACAAGGAUGCAGCAGGGGAUGAUGAAUGCACGCACGGAAUGCGGGUUGGGCAGGUUCAGUUUUCGUACGCAAGCAAGGUUGUGACGGUGAAAAUCGAAACUCUAAGCCAUUUCUAUAUGACGGAAACACAAGCUCAUGUUGGGCCUGACAUGCUUCCAACCGAUCUCGAAGAUGGAAGCUAUAUAACCAAUCCCAUGGAAUUUGAGUUAAUCCACGAGGGCUUGGGCGAAGCCACGCAAGAUUUCCACUACUUGCGAGGGUGCCAGGAGGACAACUGGGUCGUUGUUCGAGCAGUUGUUUGUGGCCCAUUCAGUGACUAG
Molecule: messenger RNA, 3657 nt
Organism: Seminavis robusta
Lineage: Eukaryota; Bacillariophyta; Bacillariophyceae; Naviculales; Naviculaceae
Source: the annotation of a GenBank genome assembly